Molecule: messenger RNA, 1631 nt
Organism: Aspergillus versicolor CBS 583.65
Lineage: Eukaryota; Fungi; Ascomycota; Eurotiomycetes; Eurotiales; Aspergillaceae
Exons: 3
Coding region: 1-1155 (384 amino acids)
Source: RefSeq, a predicted model, not a curated record
AUGCCGCAAGAUUAUACGCGCCUGGGCAUCUGGCUAGUCGUGCAGGACCCGGCCGAGGAAGUAAACGUGUGCGUGCUUCACGGGCUGUGGUUCGAAGAAGUUAUGCGGCAUCGCCUGCACGCCUGUCUCCCUGAGCUCGGGCUGCACGCUCUCGAUGACGCCGGGCAUGUCCUGGAGCACAAGCUGGCCCCUGGCUUUGAGCCACGACAGUGUCUCGAGCAAGGCUUUGCUCUCGUGCCCUACACCGCCGCGGAUAUCAACCAACUUGAGCCUUGCGUCGCCCUGGAACAUCUCCUCCCGCAGACGCUGUGUAACAGGGAAGGUUUGAGUCCACCGCUGGGCGUUGUGGCGGGCGACGCCGGUCUGCAUCACCUGGUUAAAGGCAUCCAGGAGGGUUUGGUUCGUGACCAGCCAGUCGACGAAGUGCUUUUCGGUGCUCAGAGAGUGCUGGCAGGGCCCUGCGAAGGCGUUUUGCGGAGAUCUGCACCCCGUCUCUCGCAGAUAACUGGUUUGAAAGUGGAUGUCGCUGGUGGCGUCAGCCAAAUCAAAACGUCAACGCACAAAGGCAAGCAGACGCACGGGCUCCGCCCUGUAGCUCCCCAGCGCCGUGACGGUCAAAACUCGCGACACCACCAACGACCGCAAAAUCCGGACGACAAGCAAGGGAUCAGCAUGCGUGGACGGCCCAAGCUCCUCGCCCGUGAACUCCUCCUUUCAGGAGCGGUGGACGAAAUCGAAGAUGCCCAUGGGCUCCUUGAGGGCCGCGGAGAGCUUCUGGCAGGCCUUCAAUACCUCCCCUCGCUGCUGGUGGGCAGUCGCCGGCUGUCUGGCAAGGAGAUCCGCAACCUCCGAGAUGGAAGUAGUGAGUCUAGCGAGAUCCAUGGCUGUAGAAUUGUAGUCAUUUCAAAGUUGCGGCAGGGCGACCUGCUUGCUGAAGAACCAAAAGGUCUGGUUGGCGAUGCAGGGCGCGGUGGCCAGCAUACCAUGAGGGGUCAUGGUCGAGUGCAGACAAGACGGGGUCCCGGUCUCGCUGGUGGACGUCUCGUCGUCGUCGACGAUGGCAGCGAUGCGGUGUCACUGGUGCCGUCAGAGAAGGUCACUGUGACUGACUCGCGCUGGGCGUGGCUGACGAUGGACACGAGCCGUUUUUCGUAGUGGAUGGGGAUCUGGCAUUGCUGCGCGCCCUCACGCAGGCAUUUGACAAGAUCCACCCGGUUGAUCCGGAGGUAUCCGAACCCUGUCCUCUGCUUGGCCUCGCUUGUCAUGUCCACUUCACAGGGGACCCUGCCGGAGGUCAAAUGCAGGAUGGUUCUGGUCACAUCCACCCCCCGCGCAGCGAUCGCCUCCCAGAGUCCCAGGCGGUGCAAGACACGUAGACCAUUUGCAGGCAAACCGAGGAGCCACGAAGGCCUGCAGUGUCUGGGUUACGCAGCUCGUAGACCACCGGGCUCAGCUUGUUGCGGUCAGCCAGGCGGAUGGCUGCUGCGAGGCCUGUAGGCCAAACCCCGAUGACAAUGACCUCUGAGCGUCAGUGCCUUGAAUCAUGCCGGCAGCAGGGAAGGGCAAGCAGCAGGUACCUUCUGGAGAUCUGCCAUUGUCUCUGGUGCGGUCUUUGUGGUGCUUGGGGGGAA